This is a messenger RNA of Manis javanica (Malayan pangolin), 4506 nucleotides long. RefSeq names its product tripartite motif containing 36 (gene TRIM36). Gene Ontology annotation, molecular function: ubiquitin-protein transferase activity; zinc ion binding; protein binding. Gene Ontology annotation, cellular component: acrosomal vesicle. Lineage: Eukaryota; Metazoa; Chordata; Mammalia; Pholidota; Manidae. The record is from RefSeq and is a predicted model, not a curated record. Gene Ontology annotation, biological process: spindle organization; acrosome reaction.
CCAGCCUCCAGGAGAGGGACCCCUGCUCCGCGCCACUGGGCAAGUGCUUGUCCUGCGUGACAGCGCCGCGCCGUGAGUGUGAAGGCAGAAGCAGAAAGCAGAAGGAGUGGCUGGAAGAAGCAGGGAAAAGCCAAGUUCCCCCCACCGGUUGGGCCGCUCGAGGAGGAAGAGCCAGGCACAGGGACCCACCGGGGGAACCCCCGGUCCCGGAAGGCGUGCGGCAGGCGGGGUCUCGCUCUGCCGCCUCCACGGCGGGCGGCUCUGCGGCGCCCAGCGCAGCUGCGCAGCGCAGGCGGCCCGGGCCCGCCCCGUCUAGGGCGCGGACACCCGGCUGGUCUGCGAGGUGCGCACCGCGCGUUCCCCGGGCGCAGAGAGACGGCUCCGAAGGGCGGAGGAGCCGCGCCCCACUGCACUGCGGCGGCUGCACAGCGGACCUCUCGGAGGCUGCCCAGCCCGGCAGGGGGCGACGGCGGCGGGCGGGCAGACGGCUUUGUGCGGUGGGCGCUGUUGCCCGGGCGACGGUGCAGCCCCUCCCCGCCCGGCCCGGCUCCGCCCCUCGCGCCACCGCGCCCCGGUCUCCGCGCCGCCGCCCGCCCAGCCGCAGUCUGCAGGAGCCGCCGCCGCAGCCGGCCGCCGGGCGGCAGUGCGAGGCAGUCGCCGGCCGCGAAGCUCGGCCCUCCCCGCCGGUGCGCCUCGCCGCCUCGGUCCGGGGGCCGGGGCCCGCUGACCAGCCCGCCCUCCGGCUUCCAGCCGACGCUCCCCGGCCGCCGCAGGGACCCUCCCACCGGACGCGGCCGGGCCGCCCGUCCGCCUGUUCGACCGCUGCCGCUGAUGCCAGCUGGCGGAAGGCUGGUAUGGAAGGCGAUGGCUCAGCCCCGCUGGUUGCCAUUAAGAAUAUCGAAAGAGAGCUCAUUUGUCCUGCAUGCAAGGAGCUGUUUACCCAUCCGUUGAUUCUCCCUUGUCAACAUAGUAUCUGUCAUAAAUGUGUAAAAGAACUCUUACUGACACUUGAUGACUCAUUCAAUGACGUGGGAUCAGACAACUCCAAUCAGAGCAGUCCUCGACUUUGGCUGCCCUCCCCUAGCAUGGAUAAAAUUGACAGAAUUAACAGACCAGCAUCCCAGCGGAGGUCUUUGGGGUGGAGAGGCUGGAAACGCAAUUCCUUGACCCCUAGAACAACUGUUUUUCCUUGCCCUGGCUGUGAGCACGGUGUGGAUCUUGGAGAGCGAGGAAUCAAUGGCCUAUUCCGAAAUUUCACUUUGGAAACUAUCGUUGAAAGAUACCGGCAGGCAGCCAGGGCAGCCACGGCCAUUAUGUGUGAUCUUUGUAAACCGCCACCUCAAGAAUCCACAAAAAGUUGCAUGGACUGUAGUGCAAGCUAUUGCAAUGAGUGCUUCAAAAUUUAUCAUCCCUGGGGAACUAUAAAAGCUCAGCAUGAGUAUGUGGGCCCAACCACUAAUUUUAGACCCAAGGUUUUAAUGUGCCCAGAACAUGAAACAGAGAGAAUAAACAUGUACUGUGAAUUAUGUAGGAGACCGGUUUGUCAUCUCUGUAAGUUGGGUGGUAAUCAUGCCAAUCACCGUGUGACCACUAUGAGCAGUGCCUACAAAACCUUAAAGGAAAAGCUUUCAAAGGAUAUUGAUUACCUUAUUGGCAAGGAGAGCCAGGUGAAGAGUCAAAUUUCUGAACUAAAUUUGUUAAUGAAAGAAACGGAGCGUAAUGGAGAGAGGGCUAAAGAAGAGGCAGUUACACAUUUUGAAGAGCUCUUUGAAAUUCUGGAAGAGAAAAAAUCAUCUGUUUUGAAAGCAAUCGAUGCAUCUAAGAAACUAAGAUUAGACAAAUUCCAGAUUCAAAUGGAAGAAUAUCAGGGGCUUCUAGAGAACAAUGGACUUGUGGGAUACGCUCAGGAAGUGCUUAAGGAGACGGACCAGCCCUGCUUUGUACAGACUGCAAAACAGCUCCACUCCAGAAUACAGAAAGCGACGGAAUCCUUGAAGAGCUUUAGACCUGCGGCCCAGACUUCUUUUGAAGACUAUGUUGUUAAUACGGCUAAGCAAACAGAACUUCUGGGAGAAUUGUCCUUUUUCUCCAGCGGAAUAGAUGUGCCAGAGAUCAAUGAGGAACAGAGCAAAGUCUAUAACAGUGCUUUGAUAAACUGGCACCAUCCAGAGAAGGAUAAAGCUGAUAGCUAUGUCCUUGAAUAUCGGAAGAUUAACAGAGAUGAUGAAAUGCUGUCUUGGAAUGAGGUAGAAGUGUGUGGGACAAGUAAAGUUAUUUCAGAUCUCGAGAGCAACUGUAACUAUGCUUUCAGAGUAAGAGCCUACAAGGGCUCAAUCUGUAGUCCUUCCAGCAAGGAAUUGAUUCUUCAUACGCCUCCAGCUCCAGUUUUCAGUUUCCUCUUUGAUGAGAAAUGUGGAUAUAAUAAUGAACACCUCUUGCUGAACUUGAAGAGAGACCGUGUGGAGAGUAGGGCUGGAUUCAGUCUUCUGCUCGCGGCCGAACGUAUCCAAGUGGGUUAUUACACAAGCUUAGACUACAUCGUUGGAGAUGUUGGGAUCACAAAAGGGAAACAUUUUUGGGCAUUCCAAGUAGAACCGUAUUCUUACCUGGUAAAAGCAGGAGUUGCUUCCAGUGAUAAACUGCAAGAAUGGCUCCGUUCUCCCCGGGAUGCAGUGAGUCCAAGGUAUGAGCAAGACAGCGGGCAUGACAGCGGAAGUGAAGAUGCCGGUUUUGAUUCUUCACAGCCCUUUACGUUAGUUACCAUAGGCAUGAAGAAAUUUUUUAUACCCAAGUCACCUAAUUCUUCUAAAGAACCAGAAAAUAGAGUUCUUCCUAUGCCAACAAGUAUAGGGGUUUUCCUUGACUGUGAUAAAGGCAAAGUGAGUUUCUAUGACACGGAUCACAUGAAAUGCCUCUAUGAGCGCCAGGUGGACUGCUCGCACACAAUGUAUCCCGCUUUCGCCUUAAUGGGCAGUGGGGGAAUUCAACUUGAAGAGCCCAUCACAGCAAAAUACCUACAAUACCAAGAGAACCUGUAGUUUAAGCAUCUGAUGUGAUUUAGGAUGAAAAAUGUGAGCAAGGUUAAUGCCUUCAUGUUAACUUUCGUAACUAAUUACAUACCAUCUACAUAUCGUGUCGCUGGGCUUGUUUUUUGUGUAUGUGUCUUCUUAAAACAGAACUUAAAACAGUCGUGUUGCCCCCAUGUCAUUGUUCUGCCUUUGAAACUGUAGGAGUAAAGACACUCUCCUAAGCAACUCUGAAAUGGUUAACUUUACAACUGGAUUGUCUUUCUCUUUUUAGGAACAGGAAGUCUAAUUUCUCUAUGUCGGCUGGUAUUGCUGCUACUUAAAUUCCUUUUCUUCAAGUGCGGAGGGGAUACAAAAAUAUUUAUUAUGCUGCUUUUGUGUUUGAUUUUUCAUUUUGAUAUCAUGGUUAUGUCCUAAGAGAAGAUAAAAAGGCCAGUAUAUUUACGUGGAAAAUUAUCUAUUUUAAGGUGUAUAAUUAAUAUGAAGAGUGAAUCGCCUGGAAAAUAAAUACUGUUUUUUUUUUUUUUCCCAAGACCACAAAUUGUAUUCUUGAGGACAUUUUUAAGAGUUCCCUCAGGUAUAAUGUCUACAUGCAUGUGUAGCAAACAUGGUUUCUUGCAGGAAACAAAAAGUUCUUGGCUAACACAUGAUGAAACUUUCCAUUCUAUGUAAUUUUUUGCAGAAAAAUUAUCUUCAAUUUUUCUUACUCUAUGAAAAUAUUUAUGCUUAUAUCAAGUAACUAUUUUUCACAAAUAUUAGUGAAGAUACACUGAUAUUUGAUAUGUUUGUUCUUUUUGCCCUCUUAUUUAUUGUGUCUUAUGAUUUUCAUUUUUUGGCACAAAUAUUACAUAUCAGAUUAUCUUGGUUACGUUUACAUGUUUGAAAAGUUGAUAUAUUUUUAGUGUCGUUAAAUAUAUCAAACUGUGAAGUAACUGAUUGUAUGACAUUUUCUAUGGUGCAUUGUUUAAUAAUAAUCAUUGUAAUAUAAACAAGUAAAAAUACUAUUUUAAUUGUUCAGGAAUGAUAGUAAAACCAUAAUGACUGUUUACCCCUUUAAAAGUUAAAAAUUCUUUAAGAAUUACAUUUCAUUGAAAUUUUACAUUCACUUCUGAAAGAUGUUCUUUCUUGGUUUUUAACUGCUUAUUGUUUUGAAGUUAAAAUGCUCAGAAACUACAGUUAUUACACUUUAUAACCAAUCAUUUUGAAAUGCUUUUUCAUAUUUUAAUAGAUUAAUCAAAACUGUUAGGUUUGUUUCCAUUGUUUUUUGUUAUUUAUUUUUUAAUGGAAAUUUGUUUUCAGGCUAAUAGCCCUUAACUAGCCCUCCCCUCUUCCCUCCCCUAACCCAGUAGGACUGUCAUGGAAGAUUUCAGUGGUAGGUAGGCUUUGUUACUCUCCCACCUAUGAAUAGCACUUUUUGACUUAGGCUGAACCCAAUAUGCAGUGUUAUGUGGAUCAUUGUGCAAUAAAGUUGCUGAUGUCA